AUGUCUCCGGUUCAUGGGGAUCAUACUGGCCAAAAUGGGAAUGUAAGAAGUCUUGAGACGACGGUGGGCACCCUAUUUGAAAUCGGCGAAGACUCUGAUGUGAUGAGGUUUCGUGACAGGCCAAGGCCACUGAACGUGGAAAGGAAGAGAUCCGUUGAUGAAAGGUCAAUCAGCGAAUUGUCCAACAUAGGGUCUCCUUGUAGAAGGUCCUGUUUUCUGGGGAGCCCUAGACCAAGCAGCUACUAUGAAUCGCAUCCCAUGGUUGCCGAUGCAUGGGAAACGUUGAGGCGCUCUGUCGUUCACUUCCGGGGCCAGCCUGUUGGAACACUUGCUGCCGUCGAUCAUUCUGUCGAAGAACUUAACUAUGAUCAGGUAUUUGUUAGGGAUUUUGUGCCAAGUGCAUUGGCCUUUUUGAUGAAUCGGGAGGAUGAAAUAGUGAAAAACUUUCUGUUGAAAACACUUCGCCUCCAAUCAUGGGAGAAAAUAGUGGAUCAGUUCAAGCUUGGAGAAGGGGUGAUGCCAGCAAGUUUCAAAGUGCUCCAUGACCCUGUAAGAAAUUUCGAAACCAUAACUGCGGAUUUUGGUGAGAGUGCAAUAGGAAGAGUAGCUCCAGUUGAUUCUGGGUUUUGGUGGAUCAUCUUGCUUCGUGCUUACACAAAGUCUACAGGGGACACUUCACUCUCUGAAAUGCCCGAAUGCCAAAAUGGCAUUCGCCUUAUCCUCAGCCUCUGUCUCUCAGAGGGCUUUGAUACUUUCCCAACUCUGCUCUGUGCUGAUGGAUGCUGCAUGAUUGACCGGAGAAUGGGUGUAUAUGGGUACCCAAUUGAAAUACAAGCACUGUUCUUCAUGGCUUUAAGAUGUGCUCUGGUUCUGCUUAAGCAAGACAACGUUGGGAAGGAGUUCGUGAAGCGCAUAACUGAUCGCCUCCACGCUCUAAGUUAUCACAUGCGGAGCUAUUUUUGGCUGGACCUGAAGCAGCUCAACGAUAUCUACCGCUACAAAACAGAGGAGUACUCUCACACUGCAGUGAACAAGUUCAACGUGAUGCCGGAUUCGCUUCCAGAUUGGGUUUUCGAUUUCAUGCCGAGCCGUGGUGGCUACUUCAUUGGGAACGUUAGCCCAGCAAGAAUGGACUUUCGCUGGUUCUGCUUGGGCAAUUGUGUGGCAAUUUUAUCGUCUUUGGCGACCCCAGAGCAAGCGUCAGCGAUCAUGGAUCUUAUCGAGUCACGCUGGGAAGAGCUGGUUGGAGAAAUGCCGUUGAAAAUUUGCUACCCAGCCAUAGAAAAUCACGAAUGGAGAAUCGUCACUGGGUGCGACCCAAAGAAUACCAGGUGGAGCUACCACAACGGGGGCUUGGCUUGGCCAGUGCUUCUGUGGCUGUUGACGGCGGCGUGCAUAAAGACGGGGCGACCCCAAAUUGCUAGACGUGCGAUUGAGCUUGCUGAAAGUCGGUUGUCGAAAGACAGCUGGCCGGAGUAUUAUGACGGGAAGCUGGGAAGGUACAUGGGAAAGCAGGCACGUAAGUUUCAGACGUGGUCCAUUGCUGGGUACUUGGUGGCUAAGAUGAUGCUGGAAGACCCGUCUCAUUUGGGCAUGAUUUCUCUGGAGGAAGACAAGCAAAUGAAACCCCUUGUUAAAAGAUCUGCUUCAUGGUCCUCUUAA
Messenger RNA from Prunus armeniaca (apricot), 1662 nucleotides. The record is from the annotation of a GenBank genome assembly. Lineage: Eukaryota; Viridiplantae; Streptophyta; Magnoliopsida; Rosales; Rosaceae.